AUGUCAGAAGGCAACACUCAACCGCCAAAUGGCAUUCCAGAGUCCUCCAAUGCGGAGACAUACCAUGUCCCAGAGGCACUCUUAAAAAAGCACCCAAAGAGCCCUCAUAUCGGGUCCAUGGAUGAGUACAAGCAAAUGUACAAGGAGUCCAUCGCUGAGCCUGACAAGUUCUGGGGGAAAAUGGCACGCGAUCUCCUCACCUGGGAGCGCGAUUUCCAGACCGUUCGCUCAGGAACUCUAGCUGGCGGCGACACCGCCUGGUUCACCGAGGGAAGGCUCAAUGCAUCAUACAACUGUGUGGAUCGCCAUGCGAUCAAGAAUCCCGACAAGCCAGCCAUCAUCUACGAGGCUGACGAAAAGGGCGAGGGCCGCACCAUCACCUAUGGCGAGCUCCUGCGUGAGGUGUCCAGGCUUUCUUGGGUGCUCAAACAAAUGGGCGUGCAAAAGGGCGACACUGUUGCCCUGUACUUGCCCAUGAUUCCAGAGGCAUUGGUCGCUUUCUUGGCUUGCACGCGUAUUGGUGCAGUUCAUUCUGUUGUCUUUGCUGGAUUCAGUGCCGACUCGCUCCGCGAUCGAAUCAUCGAUGCCAGUUCCAAGGUGGUCAUCACCUCAGACGAGGGCAAGCGUGGAGGCAAGCUCAUCGGCACCAAGAAGAUUGUCGACGAUGCUUUGAAGCAGUGCCCCAACGUCACCCACUGCCUUGUCUACCAACGCACCGGUGCAGAGGUGCCAUGGACCGAGGGACGAGACUACUGGUGGCACGAGGAAAUGGAGAAGUGGCCAGCGUACUACCCACCAGAGAGCAUGAGCUCCGAGGACCCUCUAUUCUUGCUCUACACUUCUGGAUCGACUGGAAAGCCAAAGGGUGUCAUGCAUACGACCGCAGGCUACCUUCUCGGGGCCGCAGCAACUGGUAAAUACGUCUUUGACAUCCACGAGAAUGACAAGUUCUUCUGCGGUGGUGAUGUUGGCUGGAUCACAGGCCACACCUACGUCGUAUACGCUCCAUUGGUUCUUGGUGUUGCCACUGUUGUAUUCGAGGGCACUCCAGCAUACCCCGACUUCAGCAGGUACUGGGACAUUUGCGAAAAGUACGAAGUUACCCAAUUCUACGUGGCACCAACUGCGCUACGUCUACUCAAGCGUGCAGGAGACGAGCAUGUCAAGGCCCAGAUGAAGAGCCUUCGUGUCCUCGGCUCCGUCGGCGAGCCCAUUGCUAAAGAGGUUUGGAAAUGGUACCACGAGAUUGUCGGAAAGGAGGAGGCACACAUUGUGGACACAUACUGGCAAACCGAGACCGGCUCUCACGUCAUCACUCCUCUCGGAGGUGUUACUCCCACGAAGCCCGGUUCGGCAUCUCUACCUUUCUUCGGCGUCGAGCCCGCGAUCAUCGACCCAGUCAGCGGCGAGGAGCUCAAUGGCAACGAUGUCGAGGGUGUGCUCGCCUUCAAGCAGGCAUGGCCAUCAAUGGCCCGUACGGUCUACGGCGCACACAAGAGAUAUAUGGACACCUACCUGAACGUCUACAAGGGAUACUACUUCACGGGUGACGGAGCAGCACGAGACUCCGAGGGCUACUAUUGGAUCCGCGGCCGUGUCGACGACGUCGUCAACGUCUCCGGCCACCGUCUCAGCACAGCCGAGAUCGAAGCCGCACUCAUCGAGCACUCCGCAGUCGGAGAGGCCGCCGUUGUCGGGAUCAACGACGAACUCACCGGCCAGGCCGUCAACGCUUUCGUAUCCAUCAAAGACGGACACGACAUCAACGACCAACUCAAGAAAGACCUCAUUCUGCAAGUGCGGAAAUCCAUUGGACCAUUCGCUGCUCCCAAGGCGAUUUUCAUCAUUCCAGAUUUGCCCAAGACUCGUUCUGGAAAGAUUAUGCGUCGUAUUCUGAGAAAGAUCCUUGCGGGCGAGGAGGACCAGCUCGGUGAUACUUCUACCCUCGCAGACCCGUCCGUGGUGGAUAAGAUCAUCGAGACAGUCAAGGAGGGCAAGAAGUAG
This is a messenger RNA of Ramularia collo-cygni, 2004 nucleotides long. RefSeq names its product acetyl-CoA synthetase. The coding region runs from base 1 to 2004 and encodes 667 amino acids. Gene Ontology annotation, molecular function: acetyl-CoA synthetase activity; AMP binding. The transcript is spliced from 3 exons. Lineage: Eukaryota; Fungi; Ascomycota; Dothideomycetes; Mycosphaerellales; Mycosphaerellaceae. The record is from RefSeq and is a predicted model, not a curated record. Gene Ontology annotation, cellular component: cytosol.